CUUUUCGAUUUCUUAUAUUUACUUUCACUGGUGGACACUGUUCCCUCAGUUUGUGUCGAUCCGUGUAAACGAAGCUAUCCAUCUGUACGCAUUAUAAUGAGGAAUCUAAUAAUCACAAUCUUUCUGAUUAGCCCCUGUUUGGGCGAUGUGUCGCAUCUUUUGCCAGAAUAUUCGACAACGACUACUACGACGCCCCCGCCACCUCCCAAGCCUUACAGCUUCGAGUAUCAAGCGGGACGAUAUCCUGGACAAGUAGACAGAGUCCAUCAGGAGCAUGGAGACAGUGCCGGACACGUUCAAGGUUCUUACUCAUUUAUUGACCCGAAACAUAAGGUGCGAACAGUACAGUACACCGCCGACAAAGCUGGAUUUCAUGCAUACUUGAUAAAUUAUGAAGACACGCUUGCUCAACCUGUCGAUUCCGAAGCGGUAAAGCUUGGUAAAGAAAAACACUUUCGUCUUUAUCAGAAGAUAGCGGAAGCGAAUACGCACGGUGUUCCACUUAAUCUUCCCAAGGAUUCUGCAAGUGUACAAAGAGCAAAGGACAGGCAUAGUCAGCUUUACCAAAAGAUUGCAGAAGAACAUAAUGCAAUUGCAGCUCAGAGAGAAGCAGAACGAUUAGCCUAUGAGGCCACUUCUGUUGUUAAUGAUGUUAAUCUGGACCAUGUCUAUUGACCUAAUUUCAUUGUCUAUAUGUUAGAGAGUUGUAUCUCAAAUAAGUAUUAAGAAAUUAAUGUAAACUAUAUUAUCGCUAUUUUAAAUAUUUGAAUAA
Messenger RNA from Megachile rotundata (alfalfa leafcutting bee), 772 nucleotides. Its product is annotated as Cuticular protein 57A. NCBI's taxonomy places the organism in Eukaryota, Metazoa, Arthropoda, Insecta, Hymenoptera, Megachilidae. Gene Ontology annotation, molecular function: structural constituent of chitin-based larval cuticle. Gene Ontology annotation, cellular component: chitin-based extracellular matrix. The record is from RefSeq and is a predicted model, not a curated record.